Molecule: messenger RNA, 525 nt
Organism: Blepharisma stoltei
Lineage: Eukaryota; Ciliophora; Heterotrichea; Heterotrichida; Blepharismidae
Source: the annotation of a GenBank genome assembly
AUGAUAAUAUCACUGGCAUUGGAAGAUAUGAUUUUUUUAAGUUUAGGUUUAAGUUUAAUGAAAUCUCAUUCUACUUCAAAUACAGUUCCCUUCUUGUUGGUUAUCCACUCAGGAGACAGCUCUGAAUAGCAGUAGGGAUAACCGACCUAACUGUCAAACUGUUCAGUCCCUAAGUCCCGUUCGAACUUCUCAAGUCCAAGCCAGAUACAGCUUGAACCUUCAACACUUGAAUCAAACCCUCAAGAAGUGACUGCACUUCUCUCACUGAGUUUGAAAAAUAAGGUUUUGCAUCCUUGGGUGCGGAGCUCCACCUUAUCUCUAACCGACAUUUUAUAUUGUGAAGAUAUGAAUAUCGCAAUGGGGAUAUUUAUGAAGGAGAGCUUAAAAUGGGACUCAAAGAAGGAACGGGAAAAAUGACAUAUGCCUCAGGGGCUGUUCAUGAAGGUCUAUGGAAGAAAAAUAAGAAAUCAGGAGUUGGAGGGUUCUUACAAAGGCUUAGCUUCAACAAAUAAUUUUAUUUUUUAA